AUGAGCGCAUAUCAUGACGAACAAGAAUCUUUACUGCUAAUCGGAACUAUUUUUAAAAUUAUUUCCGUUGAGAAAAUUGAAAAAGAUCAAGGAAAUUACUGGUACGUCCAAUUAAUUGAUUCUAAUGAUGAUGAUCUUAGUAAUUUGAAAGCAAAAAAGGAGCAACUUUUACAAAAACUAGAAAUUACCAAAGGUCCAUUCAAGUUAACGUGGGGCCGCUUUUUAUAUAACAUUGGUGAAUAUGAUGUAGCGGCAAAACACUAUGAAAAAUGGCUGAAAGAUUUAGAAAAUAUCGAUGAUAAUGAACUUUUAGCAACCAUACAUAAUGAUUUAGGAGUCAUAUAUUAUCAUAAGAAAGAUUAUGUUAAAUCAAAUGAGCAUCAUUCAUUGGCAUUUACUCACACUCAAGCGGCACCGUUUCCAUUCUGUCCCACGGUUUUUUAUGAAAAUCAAGGUGGUACUCGAAUCAAGUUAAAGGAGUAUUCCAAAGCGUUUGAUGACUUUCGACGUGCAUUAGGCAUCGAAUUACGACGAAGACCAAGACAUGAACUCAAUAUUGCUCGUAUACAUGCAAAUAUGGGCACUAUUUGUUAUCUUCGACGUCAAUAUCGUUGGGCACGCAACUAUCUUCAAAAAGCGUUUGAACAACAACGACGCAUAUCCCUGGCAAAAUCCGAUGAAUUGGCUGUAACAUGCAACAGUCUUGGCAAUGUCUAUACAAAACUAAAUGAUUAUGUCAAUGCUGAAAAAUUCUAUUCUCAAGCAUAUAAAAUUGCAUAUAGUUCAUUACCUCAAGAACAUGAAAUAGUGAAGUUAUUCGAAAACAAUUGGAAUGAGUCGCAUAAAAGACUAACGGACAUGAAGCUUGAUACUAACAAAAAUGUAUCUGUUCAAGCAUCAGACCCUGUCAAACGUCGAAAUAGUGACAUCAGUAUUUCUCAAAUAGAGAUUGUAACAUAA
This is a messenger RNA of Rotaria sp. Silwood1, 960 nucleotides long. The record is from the annotation of a GenBank genome assembly. NCBI's taxonomy places the organism in Eukaryota, Metazoa, Rotifera, Eurotatoria, Philodinida, Philodinidae.